AUGGGGAAGAAGGGGAAGAAGAAGGCCAAGAUCACGGGCACCCCGGAGGUCCAGAAGUUUAAGCAGACCCGCGAGUUCUGCCUCCUGAAGGAGUGCAUUACGAUCCAGGAGAGCCUCCCCUUCGUCGAGCUGGACCCGCUGGACGAGCCAAGCAUCAAGAGGAUUGCUCGUUUUCUGAACAUGAUCGGCCUUCUGGCAGAGCACCUGCAGCUGCACUCGAAGAAGGAGGGCCAGUUCAAUUAUAGGUUCAACUACCACCACAAGUAUUUGGCGCCCACGCCGCAGUUCUUCCCUUUCGGUUACGACGUGAACGUGAUCACCCAGGCGCGCUACGUCCGUGAGAACGCGAACAUCUCGUUCAACGGAGAGGAGUACGCGCUGCCCGAGGAAAUCCGGACCGCAUCGGAAAAUUUUCUCAAGGAUGUCGACCAUUACAUGAACAGAAUUGGCAGCAUCAUCGAGCCCCGCAUGACGGAUGACUUCGCCACAGGCCUGAAGCGGUUUAAGUCGGACUUGAAGGAGGAGCUCGAGAAGUUCGACGAAGAUUGGGUGAAGUUCGAGAGCGAAUACGUGAAGGUCCGCCACGAUAUCUUGAACAAGGCGAUGCUCACACAGGCCGAGGAGCGCCUCGACAUCGAGGGGAAGCAGCGGCUGGAGGGCGAGCUGGUCUGGGCGGCUGAGGCCCUCGCCAACGAGCUGUUCCAGGAGACGAAGCAGGACAUGUUCCCAGACGACGUGAUCCCGCUGGCCGAGGCGUGCAUCUUCUACGAGUCGAAAGUCACCGAGGAGUGGCUGCACCUCUGCAGGCACCUGAUCAAGGAUUACCUCGAGCUGCGCGCAUACAUCAGCAAGAUUCCCGAGGUGAGGCUGUUCGCAGAGCUUGCGAAGAACGCCGACAUGUGCAGGCUCCUUAAGAAUCGGUGUGCCUACGGCUUCUGCCGCGCAGCCUCCGGUCAAGAAGAGUCUCGGCUGGAUUCUCUGACCGAGGCGUUGCCUUGGAUGCCAGGAGCGUGGUGGACCACAGUGGCUUUGCCGAUGGACGCAAACUGUGGCAGGUUCGUGGCCACGCUGCCGGCGCUGAUCCACGCCAAGACCUCGGACUGGAUGACCAAGGCCUUGCUCGCCCCGGACCUGCAGUACAUCCAGAACUCCGCCGCCUUGGCCCGCGAAGCCGCGGGCUAGCCCCAGCUGCUGCCAUUAAGACCCAUGCCUUCUUAGAAGCCCCAUCCUUAGAUUGCUUGCCGCCAGCUCCCCUCUCGCUUCCCCGUCCCUCCCUCCUCCCUUCCGGGGAGGCGAGGCGGCUGUGCUUCCCCACGCCUCCGGCGACUCGAGAAGACAUCGCGCCCGAGCUGCGGUUUCCAGAUGCUGUGCGGCCUGGGCAGCGUCGCCCUCCCCCCCCCAGACCGUAACAGAAAUAGUUCAGGGCCUACGAUGCCCUGAACUCUUUUCACUUCAUGUCCUGAUAGGGCAUAACUUGGCAUCCCUUGAGCAUUGGUCUUCCGCUUCCUAUCAGACCUUCUCACUGCCAUACGUUUCACCGCACGCCCUUGCCUGCUCGCUCCGUUCGCCA
Messenger RNA from Prorocentrum cordatum, 1570 nucleotides. The record is from the annotation of a GenBank genome assembly. NCBI's taxonomy places the organism in Eukaryota, Dinophyceae, Prorocentrales, Prorocentraceae.